Setaria italica (foxtail millet) is the source of this 2051-nucleotide messenger RNA. Its product is annotated as formin-like protein 16. The transcript has 2 exons. The coding region runs from base 72 to 683 and encodes 203 amino acids. NCBI's taxonomy places the organism in Eukaryota, Viridiplantae, Streptophyta, Magnoliopsida, Poales, Poaceae. The record is from RefSeq and is a predicted model, not a curated record.
GUCGGCAAAAAUCGAGCUGGUUUCGGGUCUGAAUCGAGCUCCAGACAGUGUAAUGGCCGACCGGAGCAGAGAUGCGUCGCCACGUGCUCGCCGGCCUCCGGCCAACGCCGCAUCUUCCCCAACCGGCGAGGGAGUCGUCCGGGAUCUCGAUCGCCUUCACCCGCGCCUCGCCUUCAAAGCCUAGCGCCCCUCCCUGCUCUCUCCCUCUCCAUUUCUUUUCCUUCCACCGCAAGAGCCAAGAACCGAGCCCUGUGCCUCACCGCCGGCCAAAAUCCCUCGGCCGUGCGCCACCGCCGCCCAAUAGCCCUCGCCCGCGCCUGCGCCACUUCCCCAGCUACCUCCCCGACCGAUUCUUGCUGCUCACCGUCCGCUCCCUGGGCGGAAAUCAAAAGAUUUCUCCCCCGCCAUUGCCGUCGGCCGAAGCUCCACCUCCUCGCCCGCCGGCCAAGAACUCCGGCAGCGCGCCACCGGAGCCCAAUAGCUCGCGGCCCCCGUCUCCUCCACCUCUCCGUAUAGCUCCGCAAGCCUCCGCGCCGUUCUCCAUCGGUGCUCCGGGCGGGAAUCGAAGGUUUCCCGGCCGCCAUUGUAGCCGCGCCGCUCCAAGCUCAACCCCGCCGUCGACGACUCCAUUCCCAACCUCCUCUUCGCCGUACAUCUACUCAAACCGAGCCUUGAACCGGUAGCUGAAGGCCCAGUGUACGAGCUUGUCACCGAGGAGUAGCAACAGGAGCAGCCGUAGUAGGAGAUGCAGCUGGAGCAGCACGAAGACCCAUCCCAAGGUCGGAAGGGCCCAAGGCCUAGUUAGCAUUAACUCUCCCAUUUGGAAGGCAAGCCCCGGAGCAUAACCUCUAUUUUUUGCAUUCAAUGUUAUCUAUUUAAGUAUUGUGCAUUAAGUUCCUAGGCAUUGAUUGAAACCUUAGAUGCAUGAUCCCUAGGUUCCCGUAGUUGAUCAACUAGUAUGUGUAGGUUGUUAGAACUGCCAUGCUUAAUAGGAUUCGGUAGAAGUCGAGUGAUUUCCUAUCACUCGCGAGAUAUAGGACCACUUGAAUCAUAUGGUUGAAUCAUACGGUGAAGGAACAAGUGGAGACCAACGUGGAGAUGAAUUGGUUAAGGUUACAAUAUAGAUUGAAAGUAAACCUCCGCCUGCGUCGGUUAAGGCCUGAACUGUUGUGGCACAUUGAUCGGGGAUUGAACGGUACUAACCACGUGCCGGGAGUAGGAGGUAGUCGAAACUAGUAAACCUAGUACCUUCGUGUGCAAAAGUAGAUUAAGUUUGAUAUCGUACCUCUGAUCAAGGCCUAGACUGGAAUCCAUGCAUGGUCCUGCGAAGUACCGAUGGAUUUUGAAACUCAUGGCUGACCCUGGGAGGUAUCGGUGGGGAUUAGUACUUGAGGAGUUGCGGGGCAGUUCAAAUGCUUGCGUUCACGUAGAAAACCGAUGCCAUGUGCGGCCCGACGGGGCAGCAUAUGUUGUGUGUAUUAGGUUUACCUUGCAAGGGAUCAAAUCAGAUCGAUUUGCCAUCCUCUUGAAAAAGAGAACCUUGAUCUCUCCAUCUCAUCGUAGUAAGAAGUGAAACAUGUGGACAAAGAUGUGAUAUAUGUUGAUGAUUAUUAUUGUUGCUUAUCUAAUCAAUUGUUUUUCUAUACUAAAUUGUUGUGAUUAUGCAAACCUAGAAAAUAGCUUCUCAUUUAAAAUUUGGCUAAAAUACUGAAAGUAAGGACCCACUCUUAAUCGCUUUUGGUAAAACAAACCCUGCAGCCAAAAAGCCUUGCAUGCUAGUCGGGUAAGACUUGUUGAGUAUUAGUAUACUCAGGGUUAUUGUUGUGACCCUAUUUUGGUGGAGUGCUUCGCUUUGAUGGCACAUCAGGGGCUCGAUGUGUUGUCCUUCGUUUGUCGUCCUUUGUUUAGUUCCGUCUAGUUUAUUUCAUUUUAGUUCCUGCUUUCUUUCCGCUGUGCAACUUCUAAAGCUCUAAAUCAUUCUUGUAUUUGAACUCAGUUGUAAAAGUUAAUUAUUGUAUCUUAAUUCUUGUAAUCUCUGAGAUGUUUGUACU